Triticum aestivum (bread wheat) is the source of this 1716-nucleotide messenger RNA. RefSeq names its product heat stress transcription factor B-1. The transcript has 2 exons. Gene Ontology annotation, cellular component: nucleus. Gene Ontology annotation, biological process: regulation of transcription by RNA polymerase II. Gene Ontology annotation, molecular function: RNA polymerase II cis-regulatory region sequence-specific DNA binding; DNA-binding transcription factor activity. NCBI's taxonomy places the organism in Eukaryota, Viridiplantae, Streptophyta, Magnoliopsida, Poales, Poaceae. The coding region runs from base 385 to 1281 and encodes 298 amino acids. The record is from RefSeq and is a predicted model, not a curated record.
ACGCAGUGAAACCAGAGCCCCGAAAGCAACCGCCGCUCUCGCUCGCGCUCGCGCUCUGUCUCUCGCUCCGGCCUUUAUAUCUCCGGCAGGCGAGGCUAGCGGAGGUAGGAGUAGAGAGGAGAGCCGUCGCGGCAACCACAGACAAACCCAGCUGAAAGCCGCACACACCACCGUGCCGGUUACAUGGGAGGAGGCCGCGGCCUGGUCACCGGGUUCUACGUCUGGGGCUGGGAGUUCCUCACCGCGCUCCUCCUCUUCUCCGCCGCCGUCUCCUGCUAGCCGCCUCUGCUUCUCGAUCGAUCCUUGACUGAUCAUAUAUACAUAGAUACAUACACCAGCUUAUUAUUAGGUAGAGGAAUCUGUUAGGUGAUUAAGCCGGCGACGAUGGCCGGGGCGGCGGCGCAGCAGCAGCAGCAGAAGGGUGGUGGUGCGGUGAGGGUCGGCGGCGGAGGGCCGGCGCCGUUCCUGACCAAGACGCACCAGAUGGUGGAGGAGCGCGGGACGGACGAGGUGAUCUCGUGGGGCGAGCAAGGGCGGUCGUUCGUGGUGUGGAAGCCGGUGGAGCUCGCCCGCGACCUCCUGCCGCUCCACUUCAAGCACUGCAACUUCUCCUCCUUCGUCCGCCAGCUCAACACCUACGGUUUUCGGAAGGUGGUGCCGGACCGGUGGGAGUUCGCAAACGAGAACUUCCGGCGAGGCGAGCAAGGCCUCCUCUCCGGCAUCCGUCGCCGCAAGGCCACGGCGACGACGACGACUCCCCAGUCCUCUAAAACCAGCGGAACCGGCGUAAACGUCGCGUUCCCUCCGCCGCUGCCUGCUCUGCGUCCCGCGUCUGCCAGCACGUCCGGCACCGGCAACGACCACAGCUCCUCCUCGGCGUCCUCGCCGACGCGCCCGGAUCUCAGCAGCGAGAACGAGCAGCUCAGGAAGGACAACCACGCGCUGGCAGCGGAGCUGGCCCUGGCGCGGCGGCACUGCGAGGAGCUCCUGGGCUUCCUCUCCCGCUUCCUGGACGUCCGCCAGCUGGACCUGCGCCUGCUGAUGGACGGAGACAUGCAAGGCGCGGCCGGGGCCGGCGGCGCCCGCUCGGCGGACCAAGAGCACUGCUGCGAGAAGAAGGUGAAGCUGUUCGGCGUGAUCCUCAAGGACGCGUCGGCGAGGAAGAGGGGCCGGUGCGACGAGGCGGCGGCCAGCGAGCGGUCGAUGAAGAUGACGAGGAUCGGGGAGCCGUGGGUCGGCGUGCCGUCGUCCUGCCCGGCGCGCUGCGGCGGCGGGAACUGAUGGGCGCUUCGCCGUGGCCGGACGGCUGCACCCAGCAGGCGCGCGCGCUGUUGUACAUUUGUACGCGUGCAUGGGCAGCAUGGCUACGCUGAUGGCAAGUUGGCAACAAAGCCAGCAAUGGACCCAUUCCAUCAACGUUGUUCUUACAAACAAAACUUUAGAAAAAGCAGACUUUGGACACAAAAGUCCAUAGCAAUGUACCCGUGUAAGAAAUAUAAGAACUAAUGCAGGUACGCUGGGAAGUACUGUAAUAGGGAGAUUGGAAGAUGGAGCUCUCCUCCUUGUCGUUGAUCAGAUUACACACAUAAAGGUUUGCAGAACUAAUGCUAGGAGCACUAAGUUUGACAAGGUGUAAAGCUAUACACCCCAUUUGAGAUCUACAGAUUGUAUCCUGAGGUUCUGUCUUGAAAUACAUAUUGAUAUUCUUUUCUCCUC